AUGUCUCUGAAACUCUCUCACUCAGCAAUUAUUGUGCUCUUUCUCUGCUCCUUCACUACAAUCUUAGCUCAUGAAGAUGAAGACCCAACAAUCAAAACAAUGGAGGAUUUCUCUGGCUACCCUAUUCACGAGCCACACUUGAGCUUUCAGAACACUGUCUCUUCACUAUCCGUUGACACUCGAAGUUUGCAGAAACAGAUUGAUGAACUUUCAACUUUCUCGGAUACACCUGCCCCAUCAGUUACCAGGAUCUUGUACUCUGACAAGGAUGUAUUGGCUCGUAGAUUCAUCAAAAAUUUGAUGGGACUCUCUGGUCUCUCUGUUAGAGAGGAUGCUAUUGGUAACAUAUUUGGUCGGUGGGAAGGCUAUAACCCAGAUCUUUCUGCAGUUGGAACUGGCUCUCACAUUGAUGCCAUUCCAUACUCCGGAAAGUAUGAUGGGGUUGUGGGUGUUCUAGGUGCUAUAGAAGCCAUCAACGUACUAAAAAGGUCUGGGUUCAAACCUAAACGAUCACUGGAAGUUAUCUUGUUCACCUCAGAAGAGCCAACACGCUUUGGAAUCAGCUGUCUGGGAAGCCGCCUAAUGGCGGGGAGUAAGGCACUUGCUAACGCUCUGAAGACAACAGUUGAUGGUCAAAAUAUAUCCUUCUUUGAUGCUUCACAAUCUGCUGGUUACACCAAGGAUGAAGGGGACUUAUCCAGCGUGUUCCUGGAAAAAGGAAGCUACUCUGCUUUUGUGGAAUUGCAUAUUGAGCAGGGCCCUAUUUUGGAGGAUGAAGGUAUAUCAAUUGGCAUUGUAACAGCCAUUGCAGCCCCAGCAAGCAUAAAAGUGGAUUUUGAAGGCAAUGGAGGCCAUGCGGGCGCUGUCCUAAUGCCAAAUAGAAAUGAUGCUGGACUGGCAGCUGCAGAAUUAGCGCUAGCUGUUGAGAGACAUGUAUUAGAAUCUGGAUCUAUUGAUACUGUUGGUACAGUUGGUAUUCUGGAGCUACAUCCUGGAGCCAUCAACAGCAUCCCGAGCAAAUCACAUCUAGAAAUUGACACAAGAGACAUUGAUGAAGAACGAAGAAACAUUGUAAUUGAGAAAAUCCAUCAAUCUGCAAUUACUAUAGCCAGUAAACGUGGGGUCAAUCUAUCAGAAUUCAAAAUUGUAAAUCAGGAUCCACCAGCACUUUCUGAUAAAUCAAUACUUGAUGCAAUGGAAGCUUCAUCGAAAGAGCUAAACCUAACACACAAGUUUAUGAUUAGCCGAGCUUACCAUGAUUCACUGUUCAUGGCCAGAGUAUCCUCGAUGGGUAUGAUAUUCAUUCCAUGUUACAAAGGUUACAGCCACAAGCCUGAAGAAUAUGCCUCCAGUCAGGAUAUAUCUAAUGGGGUCAAGGUUUUAGCCUUGACCCUUGCCAAGUUGUCAUUGCAGUGA
This is a messenger RNA of Prunus armeniaca (apricot), 1416 nucleotides long. NCBI's taxonomy places the organism in Eukaryota, Viridiplantae, Streptophyta, Magnoliopsida, Rosales, Rosaceae. The record is from the annotation of a GenBank genome assembly.